AUGUAUAGACCGAAGGUUUGCGACAUUGUCUGCCUCCUAGCCUUGGCUGUGUCAGAAUUAUCACAGAAAUUAUUUUUUUGCAAAAUAAUAUUAUUUGUAUAUAUAUUUUUUGUAUUAAAGUCAAAAUGUUUACUGACCUUUACCGUUACUGUUUAUGCAAAAGGCCUUAGUGUUGCAGAUAAUGGUAUGUUAACAGUGACGUACCCAACAGAUUUAGACACAACAACAGAACAAGUUACAACAGAAAAUAUUAUAAACACAAACCAGACCAUUGUUGAAAAUCAAAAUACCUAUAUAGACAAUAUCACGAACAAAAAUGAAACACCAAACAUAAAAGUUAUAGAUAAUGGUGAAAUAAAAACUCCAGAAAGCGCUAACAAAGUUAUUCAACCAAUUGUAACAAACUUAUCAUUUAAUAACGUUAAAUAUCAAGCUAACGCCAAGCAAGAAGCCAAAGAGGUAAAACCUAAAUUAAGUAUAGCUGAUAUGUUGCAACGUCAGAGAAUUCAGAAAAAGAACGAUAUAAGAGCCCAUGUUCAAUACGAUGAAGUAACUGGAGAAUUGAUGGGUGGUGAUCAUCCUUGUCAUCGCGAGUGUAGAGAAGGGGAGGAUCCAAUGAUUUGCUAUUAUCAUUUCAAUCUAGAAUGGUAUCACACUAUGAGCAAGGCGUGUUAUAAUUGUCCUUACAACCCCGAUGAUUGCAAGCUUUUAGAUUGUAUACCAGCUGACGGAAUGAGCAGACCCCUUAAUGUUAUCAAUAGGAAGAUGCCUGGACCUGCUAUUGAGGUAUGCCAGCAUGAUAGAAUAAUUGUGGACGUCGAAAACGACUUGAUGACUGAGGGCACGACGGUUCAUUGGCACGGGCAGCAUCAACGGGGAACUCCUUAUAUGGAUGGAACACCAUACGUCACACAGUGUCCUAUAAUACCUGAAUCAACUUUCAGGUAUCAAUUUAAUGCGACACACUCUGGUACACAUUUCUGGCAUUCACACUCUGGGAUGCAAAGAGCCGAUGGAGCAGCCGGCGCGCUUAUCAUACGGAAACCAAAAUCUCAGGACCCUCAUGGCGCUUUGUAUGAUUACGACAGAUCGGAUCACGUGAUGAUAGUAACAGAUUGGAUACACGAAUUGUCUGUCGGUAUGUUCACUGAUCAUCAUCACUCCACUGGAGAUAACAAGCCACCGACUUUACUGAUCAAUGGGAUUGGAAGGUUCAGAAUUUUCAAUGAAACGGUCAAGCCUAUAUACAUGCAAGCUGCUAGGUUCAACGUUGAACAGGGCUAUAAGUACCGUUUUCGUGUGAUCAACGCCGAGUUCCUAAAUUGUCCUAUCGAAAUGUCUGUUGAUGGACACAAUAUAACAGUUAUCGCUUCAGACGGAUACGAUCUCGAGCCUAUUACUGCAACGUCUCUAGUGACAUACGCGGGCGAGCGUUAUGACUUUGUGAUAGAAGCGAAUAACGAAAUAGACAACUAUUGGAUUCGCUUCAGAGGACUCAUGGAUUGCGAUGAGAGAUUCACAAAAGCAAAGCAAGUGGCUGUUUUACAUUACGAAGGCGCUAUGGAUUUGGAACCAACGGGAGAUCCUACUUGGGAGGAAUUGCAUAAUGAAGGAUUGCAAUUAAAUGCUCUUAACAAAGCCGAGGAAGAGAAUGAGACGAUAAGCGUCGCUGAGAUGAAAUCGCUUCAAGGUUAUGACGACAGUUUGAAAGAAAUAGCUGAUUAUCAGUUUUACGUGGCAUAUGACUUCUACGCUAAGAACAAUUCACAUUAUCAUCGAUCACCAUAUUACGGGUAUUACCAAGUACCAAACCCAGACAAUCGUCUAUACACGCCUCAAUUAAACCACAUCAGUAUGAAAAUGCCAUCAAGUCCGUUGUUACUAUCGCGACCGUCACCAGACAAAUUUUGCAACGCAUCCAGUAUAGACGAAUCCUGCAAGGAAGAUUACUGUGAAUGCUCCCACGUGUUAUCUGUUAGGUUGAAUUCUGUUGUUGAAGUUAUUAUUGUUGAUGAAGGUGUGACCUUCGAUGCCAAUCAUCCGUUUCACUUACACGGUCACAACUUCAGAGUUGUGGGAAUGAGACGGCUAUCUAAUACGACGACUAUCGAAGAAGUCAAGGCUUUCGAUGAAGCUGGUCUUUUGAAGCGCAACCUUAAGAACGCUCCACUCAAAGAUACUGUGACCGUACCAGACGGUGGUUAUACUGUUAUACGGUUCAAAGCUGACAACCCUGGUUAUUGGUUGUUCCAUUGUCAUAUAGAAUUCCAUGUUGAAGUCGGCAUGGCCCUGAUUUUCAAAGUCGGUGAACACAAAGACAUGGCGCCGGUUCCUCACGAUUUUCCAACCUGCGGAAAUUAUCUACCUGAUAAUAUGUUGGAGCAUGAAACAACUCCAAAACCAAACCCAAGUGAUAAUCAGGUAAUACAGAUAUCACACUGGUGGCCGAUUUAUUACGUCAAUGGCACAUCUUCGGCUAUAGCCGUACAAAUUUCGAUACCACUUUUAAGUAUUAUAUGGAUAUUGAAAUUUGUCACUGGAACGUAA
Messenger RNA from Danaus chrysippus (African queen), 2547 nucleotides. Lineage: Eukaryota; Metazoa; Arthropoda; Insecta; Lepidoptera; Nymphalidae. The record is from the annotation of a GenBank genome assembly.